Messenger RNA from Callorhinus ursinus (northern fur seal), 2663 nucleotides. The record is from RefSeq and is a predicted model, not a curated record. Lineage: Eukaryota; Metazoa; Chordata; Mammalia; Carnivora; Otariidae.
CUUCCAGCAGCCAUUGGCUCCAACUCCAGCCCUUGGUCACCUAAAAUAAUCCCAGAUGAUUCUCCCACACACAUGCUGUCCUGUUUAAUGCUCCACAACACUUGUAACAACCUAAAAUCAUAUAUUUAUUCAAAGGUUUUUCUGCUUUGUUCACUGCUGUGUUCUCAGUGUCUAGACCCUGCCUGUAAGACGCUCAAUAAAUACUUGUUGAUGGAAUGGGCUUCCGGCACCCAGCACAACCUCUGUUGGGCACAGAGGUCCCCUGUCUGGAGUGUGGGUCUGGCAGGGCCUGGGAGGGUUUGCUUGGGCCCAUCCAGGGCUGGCUCCCUUUGGCCAAAUUCAAGGCUUGGUGAAUCACAUCACUGUCCACUCUGCCAUCCCCCGCCCUGCCUUACAGAGACCCAAGAUCCCUCAGGUGCUUCCCACAGGAAGGCAGGGCCCGGCCAGGACUUCAGGUCGAGAUUCCCAGAUCAGAGACAGCCAGCCACACCCAAGGGAUGCACAGCACCCACAGACUCAGGGUCUGAGGCUUGAACCCAAAACCAAAAGCAAGGAGGCCCCUGGAGGUUGGGCCAGUAGCUUCAAGCAGGGAGGGGAGUGGCUGGGCAGUGGCCAAGUUCCUAUGUUUCCCUCUAGGCUGGACUGGGCAGGAAGGGUCCCAGCCUCCCCCAUCUAUCUGUCUCUGCAACCUGCUGAGGCCACAGGCCCUGGUGGCCUUAGCCAGGAGGGAGGCACAUCUCUUGUCAGCUUGUUUUUCUUGAUUAUUUUUGAGCGGUUUCCUGCCCCCUCCCCAAAGCUUUCUGUCUCAUAGUUUCCAGGAAGUUCCUGUCACACGAGGAGGGGCAGCGGCGCCCCUUCGUCCCAGGGGAGUGCUACGUGGGCCAUGUGCCCAGCUCAGCCCUGGGACCCAAAAUGGAGAAAAGAAAGGAGAAACUGAGGAUGGCACUCCUCUCCGUGGGAACCCAGGGGAAGGAAGCACUGUAGGGCGUGGGUAGGGAGAAGCCUCAUCUUGGCCCCAACCCCUGGGCACGCAGGCAAGCCACCCGCAGAGCCCCUGAUUAGUCGCAACUACAAGGGCGAUAUCGCCAUGAGUGAGAUCGAGCACUUCAUGCCUCUGCUCAUGCAGCGGGAGGAGGAGGGCGCCCUGGCCCCACUGCUGAGCCAUGGCCGGGUCCACUUCCUGUGGAUCAAACACAGCAACCUCUACUUGGUGGCCACCACACUGAAGAACGCCAACGCCUCCCUCGUGUACUCCUUCCUCUACAAGACUGUCGAGGUAUUCUCUGAGUACUUCAAGGAGCUGGAGGAGGAGAGCAUCCGAGACAACUUUGUCAUCGUCUAUGAGCUGCUGGAUGAGCUCAUGGACUUUGGCUUCCCACAGACCACGGACAGCAAGAUCCUGCAGGAGUACAUCACGCAGCAGGGCAACAAGCUGGAGACCGCCAAGUCACGGGUGCCGCCCACUGUCACCAACGCUGUGUCCUGGCGCUCCGAGGGCAUCAAGUACAAGAAGAAUGAGGUCUUCAUCGACGUCAUAGAGUCUGUCAACCUGCUGGUCAAUGCCAACGGCAGCGUCCUGCUGAGCGAGAUCGUGGGCACCAUCAAGCUCAAGGUGUUUCUGUCGGGAAUGCCAGAGCUGCGGCUUGGCCUCAACGACCGUGUGCUCUUUGAGCUCACUGGCCUUUCAGGGAGCAAGAACAAGUCCGUGGAGCUGGAGGAUGUGAAAUUCCACCAGUGCGUGCGGCUCUCUCGCUUUGACAAUGACCGCACCAUCUCCUUCAUCCCACCCGAUGGCGACUUCGAGCUCAUGUCCUACCGCCUCAGCACCCAGGUCAAGCCUUUGAUCUGGAUUGAGUCCGUCAUUGAGAAGUUCUCCCACAGUCGCGUGGAGAUCAUGGUUAAGGCCAAGGGGCAGUUUAAGAAGCAGUCGGUGGCCAAUGGCGUGGAGAUAUCUGUGCCCGUGCCUAGUGACGCCGACUCCCCAAGGUUCAAGACCAGUGUAGGCAGUGCCAAGUACAUGCCAGAAAAGAAUGUCGUUAUUUGGAGUAUUAAGUCUUUCCCGGGGGGCAAGGAGUACCUGAUGCGUGCCCACUUUGGCCUCCCCAGCGUGGAGAAGGAGGAGGUAGAGGGCCGGCCCCCCAUUGGGGUCAAGUUUGAGAUCCCCUAUUUCACCGUCUCUGGGAUCCAGGUCCGAUACAUGAAGAUCAUUGAGAAAAGCGGUUACCAGGCCCUGCCAUGGGUUCGCUACAUCACCCAAAGUGGUGAUUAUCAACUUCGUACCAGCUAGGAGAGCAAAGAGGUGGGGACUUGGACAUGGGGCCUUCCUUCUUCCCAGGCUGGGACUGUAGACUUGGGAAGAAGAUGGGGGAUGUGUAUGAGGGAAGGCCCCUGCCUUAGCAGUUUCUUGUUCCCAGCACCCAGAACCUGGCUUCCUCCCUGCCUUUCCCUCCACCCAUAGGCUGGGGAGGAACAGUCUCCCUACCUCCUGCCUCUGGGCUCCUCCCUCCAAUUUUAUAUGAAGAAAUAGAGGAGGGUCUUGAAGCCCCCUCAUGAGUGCCUUCUUGUAGUGACCUGCCUUAGGGGUGUUGGGGCCCCUCCUUCACAGCUGCUGAGCCCAGAGGCCAUCCUGGCCCACCCUGAGUUUUAGGAUGGUAUUAAAAAGA